CCCGUUUCUCUCAUUAUUUCUUUUUCUUUUUCUGUGCCUGCUAGCUCCUAGCGUCGGCUUGCUUCUUGGGGUGCGGGCUGCACGGGCAGCCUAGCCUAGUGAUACCUAGGCAGUACCUAGGUCGUUGCUUGAGCCCCCCUCCCCCCUUUCCCUUGUUCCCCCCUCACCGAGUCCACCCCCUUCUUCCCUGUCUGGUCCUCUCCACUGCACUGGGAACUGGGUCUUGUACCGGGGGCCGUAGCCCAGAACCUGAAGCCUACACAGGACCCUCAAGGACCCUGAACCAGCGGCGGCGCCCCCAAACCUUUUUGUGGCUCUCGUCGACUUCUCCUUCUCCCUUGCUCGCUCCCUUCGAUCAACCCUCCCAGAGACAAAAGUCAGCCGCCCGCUUCCAACAUUCCAAUCCUCCCACUACCAAACAACCAUCCCAACUCAGAUCCAUAUCACGUCAACAGUGUAAACAAAUAUUCUCUGUUUGAAGACCUACAUACAUCCUCUCCCGUUUCAACACGUCCAUUACAACCUUCAUCGCCUCGUUCGACCUUUUAUCUGCACCCUGGUUCGCAUAGACACCCCCCGGUCUCGCCAAUUUCUCCUACCAAUUUUCCCAGCCACCGUCAUUUUCUCAACUUCAUCCACGACCGACCCGUACCUCCGUACUGCCCACGUUUUCCCACCUGCGAUCUGCCGACUUGGAAAGUCUGCGCGUCCAACACGCUUUUCUGCUGUCGCAAUCCACCACCAACUGUCUCGAGUCGCUUGUCCUUCUCUCGGCGCUCUCUGUAUAUCGCUCGCUCAUCCGCAUUUCACACGAUUCAGCCUGCAGCCGCCGUGGCGCCUUCAGAUCGACUCUCGUCCGCGUGACCGACCGCAUAACCGCAUAGCCGUCUCAACGCGCGUCCACAGCAUGAACCCUUGAAGAAACCACAACGCGAAAUCCUCGACAGGGCUGCAUCGGCCGGGUCUCUGCGCCUGCUUGUAUAUAUCGCGCCGAACAUCUGAUUGCAGGACGUCAGCGUGCGCGCAUACCACAUACAACCCAUGGCCGACCGCGAACCCUCGCCCACACUUUUGUCCUCGUCCGCUCAGCGCAAACCACACAUGUCCAUAACCCUCCCUCGGAACUUCGCGCCCUUGGGCCUUGAUGGCGGCGACGACCCAAAAACUCCAAAUCAGACAUUUGCGGAGCUGAAAUUACCUCCACCGCCCCAUCAUUCCACUUGUCGUUUGCGCAGGUCGCGAAUUCGAAUGGACAACUUUCAGGCGCGUAACAACGCUCUGCCGGCAACGCUGUUUGCUUCCGACAUCCCUAUUCCCUCCAGUGCUCACUCGGUACAAAAAGAACUUGAAUUUGCGGAUGCCGACUUUGCUCUACCGUCGAUCGAAAUGCACAAUCAUUUGGGGAGACCCAUCUACAAUCACAGUAUCACAGACCCCUCCCCCAGCGAGAGAUUGAAGCUGUCCACGUUCAGCGACUCCCAGCUUCCACGGACUCCGAUCGCUCAGACCAAGAUCGUUUUGCCAGAGUACAAGAACGGUGCGUGGGAUAUGCACAGGUCGGCCUCAGAAUGCUCGCUCCGAUCGGAUUCAUCCUUUACCUCAUCCGAGGACACAUUUACGACGCGACCUACCUCGUUCGACGGCAGCGCCACUAGCCCCGAGAACGAGUUGCACGAUCCUUUCUCACCGACAAAGGUCAACAUCAUCCCCGACACGCCAUCGAGGAAGAACAAGAAGCUCAAGGUCAAUACCAUGCUGUCCAGAGCGAAUGUUCAAUGGAGCAUUGAAAUGGAUAACCAUCUCUUCAAUGUCUACCACAUGUACCUGGCGGAUCCCACAGUGACCCCGUUCAAGACGGUACCGGGCAGCAUCCCUCCGACGGGUGUCUGUCAUCGUGUAGCACGGAGAGCGAAGGAGACAUGGCCCAGAGCUUCACGAGUCAACAAACCCCUCAUUCGACGAUACAAGAUGCGAAAUGUCAUUGAGACGCGGAGCAUUGCCCGGGACAAGACGCCGGAACCAAAUGACUUUCUUCGGACUGACUACAACGACGCAAGGGGGGCUUGGCCUUCAGAGUCGGCCACGAGGAGGCGACUGAAACAAUUGUGCAAGGAGAAGUUCACCAUCACCGCCCAUUAUCAGCGACUGCGCGAAUCCAGGAGUCCGUCGCCAUUCCAUGAACAAUUUGCGCGUCGACCGUCUUCUCGAUUGUCUCGGUCGGUUUCAAAUCAAGACUCGCAGGCAUCAACCACCUACGCCACCCGAGAACUGGGGAUCUCGCUCGUUGCGAGUGGUGCAACUGCCCCCUUGGCACAGCUGGGGACGGGAGAUUCGCCUCCAACUCAGCGGAUGUCGGAUGACUGGUUUAAUACCCCGGUCAACGCUUCUUCCGACACCAUGUCCCUGUCCACCCCGGCCGGUUUAGGUAUUCAGUCUGAGGCUGACAAGUUGCAAGUUGCAAGCAAUAUCCCACGGUUGGCUUCGCCCUUUAAUUAUAGUACCUGGAAUGGAUCGGGCAAUUCCAACAGCCAGCACCGGCGUCAUAUCAGCCACCACCACUUUGAUACCGUUCACGCCACUGGGACACGAUUGCUCUCCCCGUUCAAGCUAGAGCCGGAGAGUUCCCUCAAUGUCAAUAAACGACGAGCUCAGCAUAACUUGGAGGACGAACUGAGCCCUAGUGGCAGCAACAUCGAAAAACUCAAUGUUGACCUCAACAGAUUGCCUGUUCCCACCGCAUUCGAGCCAGAGCCGCAAGUUCGACCGGAGCUGGUCUUUACAGGAGCAGGGGACCUCAAUCAGCGGCGAAUUCGAGUUCGAAAUCGUGGGGCGACUCUGGGGGCAGUGAACAACCGAGAACACGUCGAGCGCCUCUUUACUCCACCGACUUCUCAAAUCCCAGGAGCUGAUGGAGUUCCGCCAGUUCCACCGUUGCCAGCCUCGUUGACUGCUUUAGCAAACCCCAACGUUCGGCCGAGCUCCGGUGGGCUUGCCCCGCCCGAACCUGAUUCGACUCAGAAGCGACUUGGGAGCCCGUUCGAACUUGAUCCGAACAAGCGGAGCUACCGCUCCAAAAACCCUCGACAUGUGCCGAGUUUGAGUGACCCGUUCAUCAGCACCAGUGCGUUCGCGACGACGCCAAAUCAUGGACACAACGGGAUGAGUAUCGGAGAACGACUGGCAAUGUUCAAUACUUUUCAUCCACCGCAUUUUCCGCGACAAAUGUCGAACCCUCGAUCCAGAGAUGAUCCAUUCGCCUGAUGGUGAAGUGGAUUUCCAGUAUAGUGUUUCUAUUGAACAGCGAUGAUUUUGCAAGAAGAGCAUAAGUUUUGGGGCCCCGGUGCAGGACGCAUUGGUCCGGGUUCUUUUGCCACGGCGUUGACAGGACAGAUUCAAUGCGAAUCAUAUUUGAAAAUCUGGAAUGGAGAAAAUGGGCGAGCUAGUGGCGAGAACUGCAUGAGAGAGUCUUGCGCGGCAUUUUUGGUUGAUCAAUACAGCGAUUUGCAUGAGCAGAGAAACGGGAGAAAAGCAAUUUGCCCUUGGAAGUUUUCGUUGGGCCAGCACAAGAUCAACAGGCUUGAUGAUAUCAGUGUUUGAAGAUACGGACUGGAGCUUGCAAAGCCACAUGUGGGAGUAUUGAUUUGCCACCAGACAAUUCAGAAGCGCUCGAGAUGUCUCAAGGUGGUCUAUUGAUUCUACACAUGCACACAGACGAGACAGGUUUGAUGGAGACCAGGACAGCCUUGUCAACUGAUGGUCGAUGGGAUCGGCGCUUUUUGGGAAGGUUGGCCCUGGUUUCUCUGUUUAUGAGAUCAUGAAAUUUGACCUACGAGUGGGGAUAAAGAAUGAAGAAUGAUCAUAUGGAAGUCAAGCAGAGUCCCGGAUGGACAGUCUUUCUCUCGAAAUGCUU
Molecule: messenger RNA, 3910 nt
Organism: Cladophialophora immunda
Lineage: Eukaryota; Fungi; Ascomycota; Eurotiomycetes; Chaetothyriales; Herpotrichiellaceae
Exons: 1
Coding region: 1042-3261 (739 amino acids)
Source: RefSeq, a predicted model, not a curated record